AUGGUCUCCACAAACCAUCAAGGCAUCAACCAUCACCUCCCCUCUUUCUCUUUCACACACACAACACACAACCACCCAAAAACACACAGAUUUGUAUUUUUCAGAGGCCCAAAAGUGUACCCGCACGCCCCUCAUCCUUUUUCUCGCCUUUCCUUGAUGCCCUUUACUCUUUUCUUUUCUAAAAGCCAGAUACUUGCUCCAAAGCUUUUGAAGAUCGAAAAAGUUAGACUUUGA
Molecule: messenger RNA, 234 nt
Organism: Lactuca virosa
Lineage: Eukaryota; Viridiplantae; Streptophyta; Magnoliopsida; Asterales; Asteraceae
Source: the annotation of a GenBank genome assembly